AGAACUACAACUCCCAGCUCGACGCGGUCUCUGCUGUUGCAAUGGUGGUUCCGGGGGGACAUUGAAUGACUUUGGCUCCACACCGAUAAAGAGUCUCUUUAGAACCAAUUAGACAGCGAGCAUGGAGGCUCUCAUCCCGGUGAUAAACAAGCUGCAGGACGUGUUCAACACGGUGGGCGCAGAUAUCAUCCAGCUGCCGCAGAUCGCUGUGGUGGGGACUCAGAGCAGUGGGAAGAGCUCUGUGCUGGAGAGCCUGGUGGGCAGGGACCUGCUGCCCCGUGGGACCGGCAUCGUAACCAGGCGACCCCUCAUCCUUCAGCUGGUCAACGUGGAUCCUGCAGACGGACGGAAAAACGAGGAUGGAGGUAGAGAUGUAGAGGAGUGGGGGAAGUUUCUGCACACUAAAAAUAAGAUCUACGCAGAUUUUGAUGAAAUCCGGCAGGAAAUUGAGAGCGAAACGGAGCGAGUAUCUGGGACUAAUAAGGGAAUCAGCGACGAUCCCAUUCACCUGAAGAUCUUCUCCCCUCAUGUUGUCAACCUCACGCUGGUGGAUCUGCCCGGAAUCACCAAGGUGCCUGUGGGCGACCAGCCCAAAGACAUCGAGGUCCAGAUAAGAGAUCUGAUCCUUAAGCACAUCUCCAACCCUAACUGUAUCAUCCUGGCAGUCACGGCGGCCAACACAGACAUGGCCACCUCGGAAGCCCUUAAGGUGGCCCGGGAGGUGGAUCCAGACGGCAGGAGAACGCUAGCUGUGGUGACCAAGUUGGACCUGAUGGACGCCGGCACCGACGCUAUGGACGUCCUGAUGGGCAGAGUCAUCCCCGUCAAACUGGGCAUAAUAGGAGUCGUGAACAGGAGUCAGCUGGACAUCAACAACAAGAAGUUGGUGGCCGACGCCAUCCGCGACGAGCACGCCUUCCUGCAGAAGAAGUACCCGUCCAUGGCCAACAGAAACGGCACCAAGUACCUGGCCCGGACCCUGAACAGGCUACUGAUGCAUCACAUCCGAGACUGCCUCCCAGAGCUGAAGACACGGAUCAACGUCCUGGCAGCCCAGUACCAGUCCCUGCUCAGCAGCUACGGCGAGCCUGUGGAGGACCAGAGCGCCACCUUGCUGCAGCUCAUCACCAAGUUCGCCACAGAGUACUGCAACACCAUCGAGGGCACGGCCAAAUACAUCGAGACGGCAGAGCUGUGCGGCGGAGCCAGAAUCUGCUACAUAUUCCACGAGACGUUCGGCCGAACGCUGGAGUCAGUGGAUCCUCUGGGAGGCCUCAGCACCAUCGACAUCCUAACAGCCAUCCGGAACGCAACGGGCCCGCGCCCGUCCCUGUUCGUGCCCGAGAUCUCCUUCGAGCUGCUGGUGAAGAAGCAGGUGAAGCGCUUGGAGGAGCCCAGCCUGCGCUGCGUGGAGCUCGUCCACGAGGAGAUGCAGAGGAUCAUCCAGCACUGCAGCAACUACAGCACGCAGGAGCUGCAGAGGUUCCCCAAGCUGCACGAGGCCAUUGUGGAGGUGGUCACCUCGCUCCUGAGGAAGAGGCUGCCCAUCACCAACGAGAUGGUUCACAACCUGGUUGCGAUCGAGCUCGCCUACAUCAACACCAAGCAUCCAGACUUUGCAGACGCCUGCGGAGUCCUGAAUAACAACAUAGAGGAGCAGAGGAGAAACCGGAUGAGGGAGCUGCCUGCUGCCGUGCCGAGGGACAAGUCUGUUGGCAAAGGCCCGGCGGGCCCAGCUGCGGUUUCUGGCGAGCCCUCUGCGUCUGGAGCAGACCCGGACGGUGCCAAGGCGCCGGCUGCGGGGCCUCAGGGGGAUCAGGACGGCACCGGCAACUGGAGGGGGAUGCUGAAGAAGGGAGAGGAAGCGGCAGGCUCAGGACCAGGAAGUCCCCUCAGAGGAGUUGUCAACUUGCUUGACGUGCCUGUCCCGGUUGCCAGGAAGCUGUCGUCACGGGAGCAGAGGGACUGCGAGGUCAUCGAGCGCCUCAUCAAGUCGUACUUCCUCAUCGUCCGGAAGAACAUCCAGGACAGCGUCCCGAAGGCGGUGAUGCACUUCCUGGUGAACCACGUGAAGGACAGCCUCCAGAGCGAGCUCGUCGGACAGCUGUACAAAUCGGGCCUGCUCAAUGAACUGCUGACAGAGUCUGAGGACAUGGCCCAGCGGCGCAAGGAGGCCGCCGACAUGCUGCAGGCGUUACAGCGGGCCAGUCAGGUGAUUGCCGAGAUCAGGGAAACGCAUCUUUGGUGAA
This is a messenger RNA of Fundulus heteroclitus (mummichog), 2249 nucleotides long. RefSeq names its product dynamin-1-like protein. The record is from RefSeq and is a predicted model, not a curated record. The transcript has 19 exons. Gene Ontology annotation, cellular component: mitochondrion; microtubule; membrane. Gene Ontology annotation, molecular function: GTP binding; GTPase activity; microtubule binding. Gene Ontology annotation, biological process: mitochondrial fragmentation involved in apoptotic process; mitochondrial fission. Bases 122 to 2248 code for a protein of 708 amino acids. NCBI's taxonomy places the organism in Eukaryota, Metazoa, Chordata, Actinopteri, Cyprinodontiformes, Fundulidae.